AAAGUUCUUUUAUUUGGGUCAUGAGUCGUGACCCAACUAACAUUCCUUUGUUUUCUCGCUCCCAUUUCGCGAUAAAAUAAAAAAAAGAAAUGUUUCCUCCACCGUCGUUGGAGAGGACGAAGAAGUCGUGGAUCUCUCCCCCUUCGUCCUCCUCCUCCUCAUCCUCCCAUUCCCCUCCAAACUGAAACCCUAACCCUAAUAUCCUCGAUCCAUGUCUUCCUCUCAACCGCUUGGAGGUGCCUCCCGCGCCGGCCGCCUCCUCGGCCCUUACCUCGAUCGCAUCAUCAAGAACGCAGCAUGGCGCAAACACUCCGCUCUAGUCUCCUCCUGCAAAUCCGUCCUCGACCUCCUUGAGUCUCUCAGCGACUCGCCUCCCGAUACCACCUCAUCCCUUGCAGGCCUCUCAGCCGCCGAUGCCGACACCGCUCUCCGCCCCCUCAUUCUGGCCCUAGACGACGCCUCUUCGAAAGUUGCAGAGCCCGCCCUUGAUGCAGCCCACCGCCUCUUCUCUCUCUCCCUCCUCCGCGCCGAGAUCAACGAUGCAGCUGUCUCCGGCGAGUCCGCUCCUGUCGCCGCUCGACUCAUAGGCUCGGUCUGCGCUUGCGGUGCGAUGGGUGAGGAAUCCCUCGAGCUUGCCAUGCUGCGUGUUCUUGUCGCGGCCGUGCGAUCUACGGCGGUUGUGCUUCACGGGGAGUGUCUUGUCCAGAUCGUGAAGAGCUGCUAUAAUGUGUAUUUGGGAAGCCAGAGUGCUGUCAACCAGCUAUGUGCAAAGACUGCUCUGGUUCAGAUCCUGAUGAUUGUAUUCACUAGGGUGGAAGCCGACGCCGUGGAUGUCGCAAUCAAGACGGCAUUGAUGGCAGAUGUGCUGGAUCUUGCGGAUAAGAACUUGAAUGAUUCGAAUCUCGUGCAGGCAGCGCGAAAUUUUAUAAACGAAGCGGUGGGAGGGGAUGAAGUGGAGGUCUCGGAGGAAAAAUUGUGGCAAGGUGAAGUUGGGGAGGCUGAUGCUGGUGGGAUGAGUAAGAUUAGGGAGGAUGGAUUUCUUUUGUUCAAGAAUUUGUGUAAAUUUUCCAUGAAGUUUGCUGCGCCUGGGGAAAAUCCAGAGGAUCCUCUUUUGUUGAGAGGGAAGGUGCUGUCUUUGGAGCUGUUGAAGAUGGUGAUGGAAAAUGCAGGGACAUUCUGGCUUGUGAAUGAGAGGUUUCUUGGAGCUAUCAAGCAGUACCUCUGCUUAUCAUUGUUGAAAAAUAGUGCAUUGUCAGUGAUGAGUGUCUUCCAGCUUCUGUGCUCAAUUUUCAUGAUUUUAUUGUUGAAGUUCAGAUCUGGUCUGAAAGGCGAGAUUGGGAUUUUCUUUCCCAUGCUUGUCUUAAGAGUUCUUGAGAAUGUGGUUCAGCCAAGUUUCCUGCAAAAAAUGACAGUCCUAAAUUUCGUGGAAAAGAUAUGCCAGGAUCCGCAGCUUAUCAUAGAUAUCUUUGUGAACUAUGAUUGCGAUGUCGAUGCACCUAAUAUACUCGAAAGGAUCGUCAAUGGCCUCCUGAAAACUGCUCUAGGAGUGCCUGCAGGAUCCUCAACAACUUUGUCUCCUGCUCAGGAUUCUACUUUUCAGACUGAAUCUGUGAAGUGCCUGGCUACUAUUGUAAAAUGUAUGGGAACUUGGAUGGACCAACAAUUAAGAAUUAAGGAUUUUUCGCCACAAAGUUCUGAUAUGGAUCAUUCAAGCGACAACUCCAGUGCUCUUAAUGCCGAAGAAGGAACUAAUAUGGAUUUUGAUCUACAAACCGACACAAACUUUGUAUUUUCAGAUGCCGCCUCACUUGAGCAAAGGCGGGCCUACAAAAUUGAAUUUCAGAAAGGUAUUUCACUGUUUAAUAGGAAACCUUUGAAGGGUAUUGACUUUCUGAUUAACACGAAGAAGAUAGGAGGUUCUCCGGAGGAAGUAGCUUCAUUUCUAAGGAGUGCAACUGGUCUAAAUGCGACAAUGAUUGGAGAUUUUCUGGGCGAAAGGGAUGAAUUUCCUCUAAAAGUUAUGCAUGCUUAUGUGGAUUCUCUAAACUUUGAUGGUAUGGAUUUUGGGGAAGCUAUUAGGUUUCUUUUACGAGGAUUUAGAUUGCCUGGAGAAGCACAGAAGAUUGAUCGAAUCAUGGAAAAGUUUGCGCAGCGCUAUUGUAAAUGCAAUCCAACUGCUUUUACCAGUGCAGAUACAGCUUAUGUGCUUGCGUAUUCGGUGAUAAUGCUCAAUACUGAUGCUCAUAAUAGCAUGGUCAAGGACAAGAUGUCAAAAUCUGAUUUUAUCCGCAACAAUCGAGGGAUAGAUGAUGGAAAAGAUUUGCCAGAAGACUAUUUAGGUCCCUUAUAUGACCAAAUUGUGAAAAAUGAAAUAAAGAUGAAUGCUGAUAACUCAGCUCCGCCGAACAAGCAGGCAAGCAGCAUCAACAAGCUUUUGGGUUUAGAUAGCAUACUCAGUUUGGUCAACUGGAAGCAAAAGGAAGAAAAGGCAUUAGGUGCAAAUGACAUGCUAAUCAAACAUAUCCAAGAACAAUUUAAAGAAAAAAGUGGAAAAUUAGAGUCAAUGUUUUAUUCUAUCACUGAUACAACUAUCUUAAGAUAUAUGAUGGAAGUUUGCUGGGCGCCAAUGUUGGCCGCUUUUAGUGUGAUUCUUGAUCAGAGUGAUGACAAGGCUGCCACAUCCCAGAGCUUGCUAGGCUUUCGAUAUUCUGUUCAUGUUACAUCCUUCUUGUUCAUGCAUACACAGAGAGAUGCGUUUGUUACAUCAGUUGCCAAAUUUACAUACCUCCAUUGUGCUGCUGAUAUGAAGCAAAAGAAUGUUGAUGCUGUCAAGGCUAUAAUGUCAAUUGCGAUUGAGGAUGGGGAUUAUUUGCAAGAAGCAUGGGAGCAUAUAUUAACUUGUCUUUCACGGUUUGAACAUCUACUCCUGCUAGGGGAUGGUGCACCACCGGAUGCUUCAUUUUUCUCUGCUUCGCUCCCAGAUUUGGAUGAUAAGUCACAGAAGUCUCAUCUAGCCGCCAAUUUGAAGAAAAAGGGAAAUGCUCUUCAAAACCCAGCUGUAAUGGCUGUUGUUCGCGGAGGUUCAUAUGAUAGCGCGACAGUGGGAGCUAAUAGUGCAGGGCUGGUUUCAUCGGAGCAGAUAAACAACUUUAUUUCAAACAUACUUUUACUAGACCAGAUUGGAAGCUUUGAGCUGAACCAUAUUUUUGCCCAUAGUCAAAGAUUGAAUGGUGAUGCUAUAGUAGCUUUUGUGAGAGCCCUUUGUAAGGUUUCCAUGUCAGAAUUGCAGUCCCCUACUGAUCCUAGGGUUUUCAGCCUCACCAAAUUAGUAGAAAUAGCGCAUUAUAAUAUGAAUCGCAUCAGAUUAGUUUGGUCUCGCAUUUGGAGUGUUCUUUCUGAUUUUUUCGUAUCAGUCGGUUUGUCAGAAAAUCUUUCAGUUGUAUUUUUUGUAAUGGAUUCUUUACGGCAGUUGGCAAUGAAGUUCCUUGAAAGAGAGGAGUUAGCAAACUAUAAUUUUCAGAAUGAAUUUUUGAGACCUUUUGUAGUCAUCAUGCAGAAAAGUACUUCUUCAGAAACCAGGGAGUUGAUUGUUAGAUGUAUUUCUCAGAUGGUCUUGACUAGAGUUAGUAAUGUGAAGUCUGGAUGGAAAAGUGUUUUUACGAUAUUUACUAUUGCUGCUGCCGAUGAACGAAAAAAUAUUGUCCUCUUAGCUUUUGAAACAAUGGAGAAAAUAGUUCGAGAUUAUUUUCGUUACAUAACUGAGACUGAGACUACAACUUUUACAGACUGUGUUAAGUGUCUCAUCGGUUUCACAAAUAGUAGAUUCAAUAGUGACGCCAGCCUUAAUGCUAUUGCUUUUCUUCGCUUCUGUGCCGUUAAACUUGCUGAAGGUGGACUCGUUUGUUAUGACGAAAACGAUGAAUGCAAUCAUGCCAAUGGGGAUCUCUCUGAUUCAAAUAAUUCAAAAUGCAAAGAUAAUCAUAUUUACUUUUGGGUUCCUUUGCUUGCUGGGUUGUCCAAAUUGACUUCAGAUCCGAGGAGAAUUAUUAGAAAAGGUGCUUUGGAGGUUCUGUUUCACAUUUUAAAGGACCAUGGACAUCUUUUCUCAAGCACCUUUUUAAUCAACAUUUUCAAAUCUGCCAUAUAUCCAAUUUUGAAAGAGCCUCAAAUUCAUGAUGAUUAUCAAGUCACAUCUGAAGAUUAUUAUGAGCAACUUGGGGAAGAACCUUCUAAUGCUGAAAUAAGAGCAGUGGCAGCAGGAUGCUUGGUUGACUUAUUUGUAGCAUUUUUUGAUGUUGUGCGCUCUCAAUUCAUGCAAGUAGUUGAAAUUCUAUCCAGUUAUAUAAGAAGUCCUUAUCGACAGUCUUCGAGCACUGGUGUGGCUUGUUUGCUGCUGUUGACUGAGCAUCUUGGAAGAAAUCUCUCAGAAACAGAAUGGAGACAGAUAUUGUUGGCUCUGCAUAAUUCAGCUGCAUCUUCUUUUCCUGUAGCUAAGCAAGUUGUCGAAGCCAUGAAUAAAAUUGAAAUACCAAGUAGAUUUCAAUCGUACUCUGACACUGGAGACUGUUCGGAUCAGGGAUCUGUCCUUGAUGAUGAAGAGGAUGCUAAUAUGGAAAAGACAUCGUACGCUAUAGUGAAAUUGAAGGACCAUAUAGCUGUGCUAUUUUCAAUCAUUGAGGCCAUCCAAAAAUUAUACGAGGCGCAUCGAAAAGCAUUCUCAUCUGCUCACUUCGCCAUUUUCCUCAGCAUACUUUCAUCCAUCGCAUCCCAUUCAAGCGAACUGAACUCCCACACCACCUUGCUCCAGAAGCUGGAGAGAUUAUGCUCCCUACUGGAGAUUCCCGAGCCACCUGCUGUCCAUUUUGAGAACGAAUGCCAUCAGAAUUAUCUCAAACUACUUAAGAAAAUGCUCAGAGAUAACGUUCCAGUCCCAGAAGAAAUAUGCCUUGUAUCUCUUAUUGCUUCAGAAUGCCAGAAAAUGUUAAAUAUUUACUUAACUUGUGCUGGAUAUGAAUCAGAAAAACAAUCCACAGAUAAAGAGCUCAUCAAGUUGCAGAGAAUUAUACCUUUGGUUUCAUCAAAAAGAGAGGAACUGGCUGCCAGAACUCCUCUUGUUGUGUUGGCCAUCAAGGCAUUGAGUGAGCUCGACGGCGACGCAUUCUGGCGAAACCUGAAACCCAUUUUCCCGUUACUGGUUGGUCUUCUUCGCUGCGAACAUGGCUCGCGGGAGGUGCUGCUAGCAUUGUCUGAUAUAUUUCAAUCAUCAAUAGCUCAGGUUAUAAAACAUAGGUUGUGAGGUGUGAACCACACGUUGAGAUGCCAGGUAUUAUUUUUUUGUUAAAGAAAGAAAAUGAUUUUAAUAGCUUUAAAAAGGCUGUACUAUUUUGAUGAAUAUAUGGGUAUUUUCAUUAUGGUUGUGUAGAGUUUUGCUGAAAUUAUGGCAUUGUUAUAAGCAUUUAUUAUAAAAAAUUGAUA
This is a messenger RNA of Phalaenopsis equestris, 5475 nucleotides long. Its product is annotated as brefeldin A-inhibited guanine nucleotide-exchange protein 1. Gene Ontology annotation, biological process: regulation of ARF protein signal transduction. The coding region runs from base 212 to 5296 and encodes 1694 amino acids. The transcript has 12 exons. The record is from RefSeq and is a predicted model, not a curated record. Lineage: Eukaryota; Viridiplantae; Streptophyta; Magnoliopsida; Asparagales; Orchidaceae. Gene Ontology annotation, molecular function: guanyl-nucleotide exchange factor activity. Gene Ontology annotation, cellular component: trans-Golgi network.